UUGCCUGGAGCGCGGGGAGGAGCGAAGGGGCCUUGAGGGCUCCGUGAAACUGUGGGUCUGGCGGCCCGCGGCAGAAGCGACCGUGGCUCGCUGGCCGGAGACGGAGUAGUGUUCCCAGAACUGCCGGAGGAGUCGGCCUAAAGGACAGACAGACGGACGGCAGGGAGGGCCAGCAUGCACCUACUGUUGCACCCCGCCUGGCCGCUGCUCCUCGGCGCCACGCUGACCUUCCGGGCACUCCGGCGCGCGCUCUGUCGCCUGCCUCUGCCCGCUCACGUGCGCUCCGACCCCCUGCGCACCUGGCGUUGGCAUAACCUACUCGUCUCCUUCACCCACUCCAUUGUAUCAGGGAUCUGGGCACUGCUGUGCAUAUGGCAAACCCCUGAAAUGCUGGUGGAGAUUGAGACGGCAUGGUCACUUUCUGGCUACUUGCUUGUGUGCUUCUCCGCAGGGUACUUCAUCCACGACACGGUGGACAUCGUGCUUAGUAAACAGACUAGAGCUUCUUGGGAAUACCUUGUUCAUCAUGUGAUGGCUAUGGGCGCCUUCUUCUCUGGCAUCUUUUGGAAAAGCUUUGUUGGUGGGGGCGUCUUAACACUCCUGGUGGAGGUCAGCAACAUCUUCCUCACACUGAGGAUGAUGAUGAAGAUAAACAACGCACAGCAUCUCCUCCUGUACCGCAUCAACAAGUAUGUCAACCUGGUCAUGUACUUUCUCUUCCGCCUGGCCCCCCAAGUCUACCUCACCAAGUUCUUCCUGCAGUAUGCUGGCGAGAGGACCCUGGGAACAUUUUUGUUGGUCAUCUUGCUCAUGCUGGACUUGAUGAUCCUCAUCUACUUUUCCCGCCUCCUUCGCUCGGAUUUCUGCCCUGAACGUGCUCCCAGCCGCCAACACAAAGACAAAUUCUUGACUGAGUGAGAAAGGAUAACCCAGGACAUGUGGCAGGGACAGCAGCAAGCACAGCCAACAGCUUUGUAACAAACUAGGACUCUUGUCUGCCUCAAGCCUGGGUGUAUUCUGGGACAGCUUUUCCACCUUAAGCCUACACCCACACUAUUGAAAACACUAAUGAAAGCUCUUCUCUGAAGUCUUCUUGGGCAAGGGGUGAGGGAAGCAGACCAACCGGUUGGACACGGUAGGAUGGGUGAGGACGAGACACUGUCCAAAAGCCAGUCAACCCACACCACCCUGAAAUGGAUGCUGGCGACUCUAAAAUAACCCCUCUGCUCUUCCAAACUCUGGUAUUGGUUUCACAACAGGCUUUCCCAGGGAUAAAGGAAGGAACUCUUGUAAAGUUUGUGCUCUGAACCUCUGAUGGGGGUAUGCCCCAGGACAACUAACACUGAAGUAAUAAAUACCUCUGGUACCUAGGCAUGAAGGCUCUAAGAGUAGCAUCGUGGUUCCAAUGGAGUAAAUAGAUUUAUAUUUUGCUCAGAGCUGGGAAAACACUUCCCAGCACCCACCCCAUAUAAGCAUAUACCUUAGUGUACACCGCAGUACAGCAAUGUCAGCAGCCCAACCAGAAAGUGAAAAAAAAAAAAAGACAAGCAGCAUUAUUUAUGGUGAAAAAGUGUAUAUUUAGAAUUAGCUGGCUGGGCUCAGUUUAGAUGAUUCCAAUCUGAAAAACAACAAGGAGCUGUGAUUGUGGAGCUGUAAUUGUUUAAGGUUAAAGGAGCUGGGAUGGCAAGAUGGAGAAAGUGGGGAAUACAGGCAGACCGAGCGUAGACACAGAACAGAUUGGACAGGAUGCUUACCUUGUUGGCAACAUCCAGAGCAUCAUAAUCAGGAGCCAACCGAACAUACGCCUUCUUCUCUCCAUCGGGCCUGAGUGGAGAAGGAAGCCUCAAAGUUGAGUGCUCUUACACCCCCAAGCCCUCCACAUUCCUCCCCUCCUCCCUCGCUGCAUCAGUGGUUCCUUUGCUGGUGUCAUUCUUUUCCAAACAUUUGAGUUUUCCAUCAUUUGCGCAAAGGGGGGUAAGGGUCACCAAGAAACCACGGGAUAGUUAAGUAAAAAGUAAACCGACACAGCCCUUCCUGCCUGGCCCCACUCACCUUAUGAGGGUGUUGACUUUGGCCACAUCGAUGUCAUAGAGUUUCUUCACAGCCUGUUUGAUCUGGUGCUUGUUGGCCUUGACGUCCACAAUGAACACAAGUGUGUUGUUGUCUUCUAUCUUCUUCAUGGCUGACUCGGUGGUCAGGGGGAAUUUGAUGAUGGCA
Molecule: messenger RNA, 2217 nt
Organism: Microtus oregoni (creeping vole)
Lineage: Eukaryota; Metazoa; Chordata; Mammalia; Rodentia; Cricetidae
Gene: Tlcd1
Product: TLC domain containing 1
Exons: 4
Coding region: 175-918 (247 amino acids)
Biological process (GO): membrane assembly; regulation of membrane lipid distribution; plasma membrane organization
Cellular component (GO): plasma membrane
Source: RefSeq, a predicted model, not a curated record